Vollenhovia emeryi is the source of this 2826-nucleotide messenger RNA. It is a transcript of the gene Letm1, whose product is annotated as LETM1 domain-containing protein LETM2, mitochondrial. Gene Ontology annotation, cellular component: mitochondrial inner membrane. The record is from RefSeq and is a predicted model, not a curated record. Gene Ontology annotation, molecular function: ribosome binding; calcium ion binding. Gene Ontology annotation, biological process: intracellular monoatomic cation homeostasis. NCBI's taxonomy places the organism in Eukaryota, Metazoa, Arthropoda, Insecta, Hymenoptera, Formicidae.
CUGGAGGUUGGAGUUUCUCGUCUGGGACUCUCGGCUGGUUCGCGAGAAUGGCGCCAGCUGAUCUUUGACUCCGACCACUUCACGGGUGCCGCUGUUCCAUUCAAAGCGCGUGGUAACGUGUAAUGGACGUGACUCGUCGCUCGUUCACGUGGUACCUGCAGCGAGACGGCACGACAAUCUUCAAGUAUCCCAGGUUGCUCGCGGAGAGGGUGGCACGCCAUGAACGCGUUAAUUCACACGAAAACAGUGAUCGCCGGUCACGGCGGAGUCAUCGCACGACGGUACUCGCCGUUUAAAUUGUGGUACAACGCUGAUCGCACGAUGGGCGGCAUAGCUCUGAUUUAUACAGAUUUGAGAAAGCCGAGGAGAUUUUUGCUGGAGCCUACGGUACCACCAAUGUAUAUUAAUGAUAAGAGCGUGGCGUGUCUACAAAUUCGUACUUUUUAUGUAACUCCAAGCUGGAGCGGUCAGGAGCCGUCGUCUAAGAUCGAAGAAACAGUCAAGAACAUUAAAGAGGAAAAAGAGCUUAAAGAUAAGAUGGUAAUGGCUGUUACAAAAGACAGCGAGCAAGCAAAGAAGGCCGUUGCUAAAGUCACAAUGUGGCAAAAAGUUAAGGGGGAGGUGCUGCAUUAUUAUCAUGGGUUUCGAUUAUUAGGACUCGACAUGAGGGUGUCGGCAAAGUUAAUAUGGAGGAUUUUACAAGGGAAGGAACUUAGCAGAAGGGAGCACCGUUUGCUAGUAAAAACCACUGGGGAUAUGUUCCGAUUGAUUCCAUUCUCUGUUUUCAUCAUUGUUCCAUUUAUGGAAUUCUUAUUGCCAGUGGCAAUUAAGUUGUUCCCUGGCAUGCUACCUUCUACUUUUCAAACGGCAACCGAGAAGGAGGAUAAGCUUAAGCAGGCCUUGAAGGUCAAGAUAGAAAUGGCAAAAUUUUUACAAAAGACAUUGAAUGAAAUGUCGUUGCAAUCGUCGGAUCACAAGUCUGAGAAAGCGAAAGAGUUUGCAGAAUUUUUCUACAAAGUACGAACAACCGGCACCGUUGCGAGCAACGAAGAAAUCAUGAAGUUCAGCAAAGUCUUCGAGGAUGAAAUUACCCUGGAUUCCCUCUCGCGUCCACAGCUAAUUGCUUUAUGCCGUGUAUUAGAUGUGCAAACACUUGGCACUACCAAUUUCUUACGGUUUCUACUCAGGAUGAGACUCAGAAGUCUUACUGCGGAUGACAGACUAAUUGAGAAAGAAGGGGUUGACACCCUGACCAGGACUGAACUGCAACAAGCUUGCAGAGCGCGUGGCAUGCGCGCUUAUGGAUUGCCAGAGAGCAGAUUAAGAGAACAAUUGUCGCAGUGGUUGGAUUUAAGUUUAAUGAAAAAGGUUCCACCCUCUUUACUACUAUUAUCACGAGCGCUUAUGAUACCAGAAACGACACCUAUGUCGGACAAGCUGAAGGCGACAAUUGCGGUCUUGCCCGACGCGGUUGUGGCGCGUACUCAGGGUGCCAUUGGAGAGAAAGAGGGUAAGGUGGAUCAUAGAACCAAUAUCGAAAUUAUAAAAAUGGAAGAACGCAAGAUCGAAGAAGAGAGGAAGGAAAAGAAAGAAGCCGAACCGCAGCCUGUUCCGGAGUGCAGUACCAAAACAGAUGAAAUUACUACUACAGAUGUCAAAGUUUUAGAACAAGCUCUGGAUUCAAUUGGCAAGGAUAGUAAAACUAUGGCUGUGGAAAAAGAGGAAAUCAAGGAACUUAAAGAAGAAAUGGCAGAAUAUCAAGAAGACGUUAAGGAAUUAAAUCAAAUUAAGGCAGAGGCUAAAGGUCAAAUAGAUAUAGAAAAUAUUAAAGUGUCGAAAGGCGCUAAUAGACUAUUUAAAAAGGUAAACAAAAUGAUUUCGAAAAUGGAUGCUGUUUUGUUGGAGCUUGAGCAAUCUGAGAAAAAAGUUAAACAAAGAAUGAACUCAUUGGGUCCUAAUGACAAACGGGAUGACAAAGAUGUUGAAGAAUUAGUUAAGAUAGACGAGCUUGUCGCAGCUAUUAAGCAAAUCCAAAAUGUACCCGAUGACCAUCGCUUAAAACGCAUAGCAGAAAUUUUAGGGAAAAUUGAUGACGAUCAAGAUGGUGCAAUAAAAAUAGAAGAUGUCUUAAAGGUUGUAGAAUUAAUAGGUAAGGAAGAUGUUAAGUUAAGCAAAGAGCAAGUGGACGAAUUAAUAGAGUUAAUAGGUAAAGAAGAAGUAUUAGAAGUGGAGGAACAAAUACAAAAAUCGCUGGAAAAGGAUUCCAAAACAUCCCAGACUUGAGAAUUGUAUUACAGAAUGAUCAUUAAAGUUUCGCAUAAUGCGUAUUUCAUGUACUCCCCUUGUGAGCCAGGAUUUGGAAAAGAGGAAUUAAUAGAUGAUGCUGCCCGAGAUUCUAGCAAAAUAUAUGGAGAUCCGUGUGUUGAAGAGAAUAAGCAGAAAUCAGCUUCCAUUCUUAAAAGUAAUUCGAAAUCUGAUGAAGUGAAAUGAAAUCCUCCGACAGGUGUUCCACCAAUUACGAAAAAGGCAGAAGGUUCUAAACAACUGUGAUUAGCGCACAAUGAAGUAAAUUAGUGUAAUUAUCAGCAAUAUUUUUACAGAAAUGAUGUAUGAUAAUUUGAUAUGGAUCUUCGGAUGUGUGUAUCCUGUCUGUACUUAUCCCAUGGAUUUUCUUUAGAAAAAUUUUUAAUUGUAGUAAAAAGAAAAUUAAGUACACAGUACAAUGAAAAACAAAAAUCUGACACAAAGCACAAAGACGAUUUUAUCAUAUAAUUGGCCAUCAUGAUCAUAUAAUUAUUUAUGUUGUAAAUAAAAACAUGUAUUGAA